Molecule: messenger RNA, 483 nt
Organism: Spinacia oleracea (spinach)
Lineage: Eukaryota; Viridiplantae; Streptophyta; Magnoliopsida; Caryophyllales; Amaranthaceae
Exons: 2
Coding region: 1-483 (160 amino acids)
Source: RefSeq, a predicted model, not a curated record
AUGCAAGGUGUUAUUGGUCAAGUGGUGAGUGACAGUCAAUCUGGGUUCAUCCCUGAUAGGCUAAUUUCUGACAACAUCUUACUUGCUACUGAGCUCAUCAAAGGCUAUACCAGAGCACAUCUGUCUCCUAGAUGCAUGCUUAAAAUAGAUUUAAAUAAAGCUUAUGACUCCAUUGAAUGCAGUUUCCUAUACAGUGUCAUGAUUGAGUUGGGUUUUCCUAAAACCUUUGCUGAUUGGGUGUUCACCUGUAUAUCAACUAUUUCUUACAGCAUUUUGAUCAAUGGAAAGCCAAGUGUCCCUUUUAGAGAAAAUAAGCACUUGCAGCAACUGAAACAUCAGCCUGAUUUUAACUUCCAUCCAAAGUGUGAGAAGUUGUCUUUGACUCAUAUGUUGUUUGCAGAUGAUUUGCUCAUGUUCUGCAGAGCUGACUCUAUGUCUAUUGCCUAUCUACUAGAUGCUUUUAACAAGUUUUCUCUUGCCUGA